Solanum dulcamara is the source of this 1143-nucleotide messenger RNA. RefSeq lists its product as uncharacterized. The record is from RefSeq and is a predicted model, not a curated record. NCBI's taxonomy places the organism in Eukaryota, Viridiplantae, Streptophyta, Magnoliopsida, Solanales, Solanaceae. Bases 253 to 777 code for a protein of 174 amino acids. The transcript is spliced from 2 exons.
CCUGAAUUUGGUUACCAAUUACCACACAACUAUGCUGACCAAAUUCAAAACUGGGGUUGGAUCGGCAACAAUCAUUCUCAAACUUCAAGAUUAUUUACCAGCUUGCUGAUGCAUUCAGAAUGUUCUCUCAUUAGAAAUCAGACUGCCUGUUAGGUUCUGGAUGGGAAGGAGUCUUAAACAAUUGUAGCUGGCAGAUCAACAGAGGAUGCCUCAUUUAGGGAGUCUGUUGAACUUGAUAACAGUUCAAAUGUGAUGCAUGAGAAAAGGAAACCAUUUAUGCGGAGCUGGUCUUUGCAUAGAAGCCUGAUACAUGAUGGAUCAUCUUUUGAUAGUGAUGAAGAUAUUAAGUUUGAAAAAAGUAAAUGCAGAACUAAACAAAACCACCCUGAAGAUGAUUAUAGUGUUAAAUUUGAAGUAGCUCAUGAUGUUAAUCAGGUCUUAAAUCAUAGGUCUCCUAGAGGCAAGGAAAUAUAUUUUGAGAAGUUCUCCAGGUGCAAAACUCAGAGCAAGGCAUUGCAGAGGUCAAAAUUUCUGUCAGGAGAUUCAGAAAAGUCUUCAUUAACCAAGGACAUUCUAGAUGAAUAUGAUCAUCUUAUGGACUUCUUUAAACAGACUGCUGAAAAUUAUGGUUCUGGCCUACCAUCUUUUAGUCCAGAACCGUCUCCUCUGCCACCAGAUCCUUUGCUCGGGACCAGGUUUCAAGAUGUUAAUCCUUACAUUGCUGAAAGUGGGAUUGAAACUUCUAUUAAACAUGAAGUUGGUGUCAUGUAUAAAUAGUAUAAUAUUUGUUGGCCGCGUAAGAAAAAGUAAUUUCCACAUAACUAUGUAGCACUCAGUUAUCUGCAUUAUAUAGUCAAGGAUUGUGAUCUUUUGUUUGAUUCUACCAUUUAUCUUCAUUGGACAUUACGCUAAUUGUAAUGUUUUACAGCAUGCUGCAGCUAAGUGAAUUUGUUUGGAAGAACUGCGUGAGAAGGUAAUGAUUGUCUAAAAACUCAUUGACGUGUUAUUUCAACUUGGAGUCUGUAACAAAAAGAAACAACAACAUACCCAGUGAAAUCCCACAAGUACUAGGAGUCUGUAACUUAUUGAAUUAUCAAGUCCUAUCUGGAUAAAUGAGGACAACAACCUAUCUUGAUUCCGAGC